UUGGCAAAACGGACGGCUCAGAUCUCAAAUCAGAACUCACUCACGAGCCUUAUAUUCGUAACAUCUCUCCAAACCCUAACCCUAACCCCUCUGUGGCCGAAGCUCUCACUCUCUCUCUCUCUCUCGCCAUGGGGGCUUACAAAUACGUGUCCGAAUUAUGGAGGAAGAAGCAAUCAGACGUGAUGAGGUUCCUGCAGAGGGUUAGGUGUUGGGAGUACCGUCAACAUCCGUCCAUUGUUCGUGUUACACGGCCUACUCGUCCUGACAAGGCUCGCAGAUUGGGCUACAAGGCUAAGCAGGGUUAUGUGAUUUAUCGUGUUCGUGUUAGACGUGGUGGUCGGAAGAGGCCUGUGCCCAAGGGAAUUGUUUAUGGUAAGCCCACAAACCAAGGUGUUACCCAACUGAAAUUCCAGCGCAGCAAGAGGUCAGUUGCAGAGGAACGUGCUGGGCGAAAGUUGGGAGGUCUUAAGGUUCUCAACUCGUACUGGAUCAAUGAGGAUUCAACUUACAAGUACUAUGAGAUAAUCCUUGUUGAUGCUGCUCACAACACCAUCCGAAAUGACCCAAGAAUCAAUUGGAUAUGCAAACCUGUGCACAAGCACAGGGAGCUUCGUGGACUCACAUCUGCGGGGAAGAAAUACAGGGGUCUACGUGGAAAGGGGCACCGGCACCACAAGGCACGGCCUUCUCGCAGGGCAACCUGGAAGAGAAACAACACCCUCUCUCUCCGCCGCUACCGCUGAUCUUUUCGGCACAUUGCUUGGUACUUUUUUUUGUUUACUGUUAUCUGGAUUUUUAGACAUCUCAUAUCUGGAUUUUUAGACAUCUCAUUUUGAAUUUGAAAUUUUGGAGAUAUACCUGAGAGUAUUGUUUCAAAAGAUUUAUUUGAUUUAACGUGACAUGUUGAGUAGCUUUAAAAUUUUCAUUAACUUA
Vitis riparia (riverbank grape) is the source of this 933-nucleotide messenger RNA. RefSeq names its product 60S ribosomal protein L15-1-like. Gene Ontology annotation, cellular component: ribosome; cytosolic large ribosomal subunit. The record is from RefSeq and is a predicted model, not a curated record. The coding region runs from base 129 to 743 and encodes 204 amino acids. NCBI's taxonomy places the organism in Eukaryota, Viridiplantae, Streptophyta, Magnoliopsida, Vitales, Vitaceae. Gene Ontology annotation, biological process: cytoplasmic translation. The transcript is spliced from 4 exons. Gene Ontology annotation, molecular function: RNA binding; structural constituent of ribosome.